Molecule: messenger RNA, 1287 nt
Organism: Paramisgurnus dabryanus
Lineage: Eukaryota; Metazoa; Chordata; Actinopteri; Cypriniformes; Cobitidae
Product: C3a anaphylatoxin chemotactic receptor-like
Biological process (GO): complement receptor mediated signaling pathway; phospholipase C-activating G protein-coupled receptor signaling pathway; inflammatory response
Cellular component (GO): plasma membrane
Molecular function (GO): G protein-coupled receptor activity; complement receptor activity
Source: RefSeq, a predicted model, not a curated record
AUGGACAAUUACACAGAAUAUGACUCUCCAAAAAAAGAAGAAGAAAACUCAUCAAAACUCAUCAUCUUCAAGAUAUGCAUAUAUGUUGUCACCUUAGUCAUAGGUGUCAUUGGAAAUGGACUUGUCAUCUUUGUAACCGGUUACAAAAUGAAGACGACAGUCAACUCCAUUUGGUUUCUUAACUUGGCAAUUGCAGACUUCAUUUUUAUUAUGUUCUUGGUUUACAAAAUUGCUUUUGCCUUUGAUGAGAAAAUAUUUUGGCACUUCACCCAACUCAUGAUGGCAUGUUUGGAUAUUGUUUUUGUACUAAAUAUGUUUGCAAGUGUUUUCUUUCUGACAGUUAUCAGUCUAGACCGAUGUCUGUGCACAUGGUUUGUUGUUUGGGCUCAGAACAAACGAACUUUAGUCAAAGCCAGAAUCUUUAGUGUAUAUGUGUGGAUUUUAGCAAUCUGCUGCAGCAUCCCUUUUGGCCUUGCGGGGUAUGGAAAUGUCAAUAUCAAUAUUUCUCUGUUCACAUACAGGUUUAUUGUUGGAUUUGUAAUUCCCUUUAUAAUCAUUGCAUCUUCAUACAUAGCUAUUGGUGUGCGGAUAAAACGUCUCAAAAGAGGAAAUCACCUCCGGCCUUUUUGGCUCAUUAUAUCUGUGAUUCUGGCUUUUUUCAUAUGCUUGUGUCCUUUCCAUGUUCAACGACUGUGUCACAUAAGUGCUGUGAAGUAUAACUGGAGUGACAGUGCUAGAGAGAAACUUAUUGCUGCAAAACCUUUUGUAGACUGUCUGGCUUAUUUUAACAGUUGUCUGAACCCCAUUAUCUAUGUGUUCAUGUGUGAUGAGUAUAAGAAGAAACUUAAAAAGUCUCUCCUGCUGGUGUUUGAGGGGGCUUUUACUGAAGAGCAUCUGGGUUUGAGGUCAACUCCACUUCACAAUUCGCAAUGUCAGCAGGUAUUAAGUGUACAGACAGAAGACACAACCAUCUGAAGCUUUCCUGGAUGGAAGAGAACAGAACCAUUUUAAGCUUCAGUCUUUAGAUGAUUGGAGAUAUACAUUUGUAAUUUGGAGAUAAAGAUUUCUCAAGUUCUCCUCCAUUCUCCAGUAUUCAGACAAACAGAAAGUCUCACUCCAAUCUCUUGCCAACAGCUCAAUGUAUUGAUGAAGAGGAAGUGAAGAUUCAAUCUACAAAUCUCUUAGGUUAAUUCUGGGACUUACUUAGUUUCCUGUUUUGUUAUACACAACCAUUAUGUUAUAAUACUGUUAAUGCAAAUGUUAUCCUUGUUAUCUUCUGAAUCAAUA